AUGUCCGCUGAAGCCGCCUUAUCAUACGCUUCAAUCAUUUUAGCUGAUCAAGAAGCAGAUAUCACCGCUGAUUCAUUAUUAGCCAUUACUAAAGCAGCAGGAACUACUGUUGAUCCAUAUUGGGCUGAAGUUUUUGCUAAAGCUUUAGAAGGUAAAAACUUAAAAGAAUUAUUAUUUUCAUUUGCUGCUAGUGCUCCAGCUUCAGGUGCUGGUGCUGCUGCUUCAUCUGGUGCCGCUGCUGGUGGUGCUACUGAAGAAGCUGCUGCUGAAGAAGUUGAAGAAGAAAAAGAAGAAUCUGAUGAUGAUAUGGGUUUCGGUUUAUUCGAUUAA
This is a messenger RNA of Lodderomyces pseudojiufengensis, 330 nucleotides long. It is a transcript of the gene RPP1B, whose product is annotated as ribosomal protein P1. Gene Ontology annotation, biological process: translational elongation; cytoplasmic translation. The record is from RefSeq and is a predicted model, not a curated record. Lineage: Eukaryota; Fungi; Ascomycota; Pichiomycetes; Serinales; Debaryomycetaceae. Gene Ontology annotation, molecular function: protein kinase activator activity; structural constituent of ribosome; ribonucleoprotein complex binding. The transcript has a single exon. Gene Ontology annotation, cellular component: cytosolic large ribosomal subunit; ribosome. Bases 1 to 330 code for a protein of 109 amino acids.